Parus major (Great Tit) is the source of this 2396-nucleotide messenger RNA. RefSeq names its product ataxin 7 like 2 (gene ATXN7L2). NCBI's taxonomy places the organism in Eukaryota, Metazoa, Chordata, Aves, Passeriformes, Paridae. The coding region runs from base 110 to 1738 and encodes 542 amino acids. The transcript is spliced from 8 exons. The record is from RefSeq and is a predicted model, not a curated record.
CCACCAGUCCCCCCAGAACAGAGCCCAGGACACUGGCCAGGCACAGCCAGUGGAGCCAUGACUGUAUGGGAGCCAGGGGGUCCCAAGGGUGUCACAUCCUGUGACCAGGAUGUUCCCAGGGGUCUCAUGUGUCAGGACUGGGGUGUCCUCAGGGAUGUUACGUCCCAACCAGGACGGGGCUGUCCCCAAGGGUGACCCAUCCCAGCACCAGGGUGUCCUCAGGGAUGUUCCAUCCCAGGGUAAAUGUGUCCCGGGGUGUCACAUCCCAUACUGGACGUCCCCAGGAACAUCCUGCUGGCACUGGGCUGUCAGGAUGGGCACCCUGGAGAUGGUGACACACCACAGGGCAAUGCCACUCACAGGAUGGAUCUGUCUCUCUGAUCUAAUUUUGUCUGGUUUAAUUGUUCCAGGAGCAGGAAUGUCGGGAACAUCCCUGUGUGGGAGCACCGGGACCAUCCCUGUGCCAGCCACUGACAGGAUUUUGUCUCUGGCAGGAUCAGGGUCAGAGCUGGAGGAGAAUGGUAGGAGUGGCAGCAAGAAACUGGACACCAUGACCCUGAUUAAGGAAGACAUGGACAUCUUCGGGCACUGCCCUGCGCACGACGACUUCUACCUGGUGGUGUGCAACCACUGCAGCCAGGUGGUGAAACCCCAGGCCUUCCAGAAGCACUGUGAACGCCGGCACGGCCCGCUCAGCAAGCUCUAUGCCCGUGCCACCGCAUGCCACGUCGCCGUGAACGGGCAGCCGGUGCCUGGCAGGACCCCGGGAGCGGCCAAAGCCCUGCAGGAGAAACAUCCUGGUGCCCGUGGGAGAGCCCAGCCCCUCCCUGAGCACACGGACAAGGAUAACAACCUGUGCUUGUUUGUGCCCGUGGUGAACCUGGAGAAGAUUCCCAGCAUUCCCAAACCGGACGGGCACGGGAUCAAGGUGCCCCCCAAAGCCGUCCCCACCAACUCCAAGGAAUCCCUGGGGAAACCCGCGGCUGCCGCGGUGCCCAGAGAGCCCCCGGUGCCGGCCGGGGUCGGGGGGGAUUCGGCCAUGCCGGAGAGCAUCCCUGCUCCGGGGGAGAAGGAUGUGGGGGCCCCCAAAGCGCCCCCCAGGUCCCACAGGAAGCUGGCGCGUAAGGAGUGUGACCUGAACCGGCAGUGUGGGGUGCGGAACCCCGACACCAACAAGCUCUGCACCCGCCUGCUGACCUGCAAGAUCCACUCGGUUCACCAGCGCCGGGAGGUGCAGGGUCGGGCCAAGGAUUUCGAUGUGCUGGUGGCCGAGCUCAAGGCCAGCACCCGCCGAGGGGACCCCCCAAAAGACAGGAGCCCCCCUGAGAAGGACCCACUGCACCCUGCCCUGCAGGACACCCCCUCACUGCUGCAGCCCCCCAAUACCCCUCCCUGCCGAGCCAGGCUGUCCCACUGCUUGCACCCCACCAGGGCCCGACUUUCCUCUGACAGUGACCCUGAGGAUGCUCCGGCCACCUCUGGGGAGGGGAGCGUGGAAAGCUUCCCCCUCCCCCUGCCCAAGGGGGGCAGCCGCGUGUCCAGCGAGGAGAGCGAAGAGGAGGGGGGCGAGGAGCCCCCCCGGACCCCGAUGCGCCCACCACGGCCUCAGGCGUUCUGCACCUUCGGGAGCCGCCUGGUCACCCCGGGCUGUUACGUGUUCGACCGACGGCUGGACCGGUUCUGCGCCGCGCUGGGCUCCAUGCUGGAGCGGCACCUCAGCGCACACAGGUGGAGGUGAGGGGGCCCCGGCUGCUGAGGGGGGCAGGGGACAAAGCCACACGGACACAGAGAGGGUUUGUGCUCCACCAGGUCCCGGAAUGGUGUUGGGAUUGGUGGGGAGGAAGGAAGCGGGGAUUUGGGGGGAUCUUGUUGCACCCCCUCCCCAUUCAAACUGAGCGGGGUGAGGAUGCAGGGAUGAGAGUGGGAAACUGGAGGGGGUCUCAUUUCACCCCAUUCCGACCCAAACUGAUGAGGAUAAAGUGGGGAUGGAGGGAUGGGAGCAGGAUUUGGGACCCCCUCCCUACCUGGAUCAGGAAGGAUUGAAGGGGACAAAGAUGGGAGUGAGGAUUUGAGUGGUCCCGUUUCACCCCCUUCUCACCGAAAUUGGGAAGGACAAGACGGGGAUGCAGGACUGAGAGCAGAGAUGGGGGGAGGGGAGGUUGGGUUUCACCCCCUCCUCCCCUGAACUGGGGUGGAACAAGGCGGGGGUGUAAUGGGGAUUUAAGGGUUUCACCCCUUCCCACCCAAACCCGGGAGGAUAAGGUGGGGAUGCAGGACUGGGAGCGAGGAUUUGUGGGGGUUCCCAUCUCACCUCUCCCCCCGCUGAACUGGGGGGACGUGGUUGGGAGCAGGAGUUUUGGGGGUUCCCCAUCUCACCCGCCCCCUCCCUUCCCACA